Molecule: messenger RNA, 711 nt
Organism: Penicillium samsonianum
Lineage: Eukaryota; Fungi; Ascomycota; Eurotiomycetes; Eurotiales; Aspergillaceae
Exons: 1
Coding region: 1-711 (236 amino acids)
Biological process (GO): protein N-linked glycosylation
Cellular component (GO): mannan polymerase complex
Molecular function (GO): alpha-1,6-mannosyltransferase activity
Source: RefSeq, a predicted model, not a curated record
AUGAAGCCCUUUAUAAUCCCGAUCCUACGUGCGGAUCUGUUCCGGUACUUGGUUGUCCUCGCAGAAGGUGGAAUUUGGGGCGAUUUAGACACCUCGUGCGAGAAAGAAGUCACCGAGUGGGUACCGUUGGAAUACCGAAAUGAGAACAUCGAUAUGAUUGUGGGAUUGGAGUUCGACUUUGAAUGGCGGGGACCGGGGACAGAAGUUGCUUCCCAGUUCUGCAACUGGAUAUUUGUUGCACGGAAGUCUUCACGCAAUCUUCAAGUUAUUGUUGACACUGUCCUGAAUAAAUUGAAGGGCAUUGCGCAAGCAAACGCAGUGAUACUUGAAGGGAUUACCUUGGAAAUGCUUUCGGACGUGGUCGACGUGACGGGACCUAAGAUUAUGACGAUCGCAAUUAUGGAGAGUCUCGGACAAUUGCUCGGCAGGACCAUCGAUGAUCGCGAUUAUGCACACACUAAACAAACCAAGCUGGUUGGCGAUGUUUUGAUCAUGCCCGGAGUCUCUUUCGCGGCUCUUCAAAACGGAAACCCGAUGGAUCAAGGCGAUCCUCUUGUGACGCAUCAUUAUGAGGGCUCGUGGAAGAAGGAAGAUGCAGAAGCGAAGGAGCGGAAAAAGCAGAAACAAGAAAAAGAACAGCAGCAACAGCAGCAAGAUCCGCGAGAAGGAGCAUCAUCACCACCACCACCACCACCUGCUGCUGCGGCCUGA